Colletotrichum truncatum is the source of this 969-nucleotide messenger RNA. The record is from RefSeq and is a predicted model, not a curated record. NCBI's taxonomy places the organism in Eukaryota, Fungi, Ascomycota, Sordariomycetes, Glomerellales, Glomerellaceae.
AUGGUGAACGACAAGAAAGGCUCGACCGACGCUGAUUCGCAUAAGCAACACCAAACCACAGACGAUAACAAGACCAGUCUCGAAGGACAAAGCACAGAAUGGCAGACAAGGCAGUUGCCAGAACUACUGAGAGAUCUCUCGGAGGAAGAGUUCAAAGCUCUCGAGAAAAGCUUAAUCCGAAAAGUUGACUAUCGAAUGCUGCCAACCAUGAUUCUCAUAUACAUCAUGAAUUAUCUCGACAGAAAUGCCAUUGGGUCCGCCAGAUUGGGUGGAUUGGAAGAAGACCUUGGUUUGACGGGCAAUGAGUUCCAGACUUGUGUAUCGAUCCUUUUCGUCGGAUACACUCAUGCAGGUACCCUCAAACCUAUUCCUCAACAAGAUCGGACGUCCUGCCAUGUACUUGACGGGAUGCAUGGCAGUUUGGGAUGCCUUGCAACACUUAGUGCUUGGUAUGUUCGCAAAGAACUCGGUGUUCGCACUGGUAUCUUCUACAGCGGCUCCAUGCUCUCCGGUGCAUUCUCGGGCCUUAUUGCGGCAGGCAUAACAAACGGCAUGGAUGGCCUCGGUGGGCUGCUCGCCUGGCGCUGGCUCUUCAUCAUCGAGGGUUCUUUAACUGUAGUUAUUGCUAUCGGCGCCUACUUCGUCCUUCCUGACUUCCCUGCAAACACGAAGUGGCUGACUGAACAGGAGCGGCAGAUGGCGAUGUGGCGUAUGGAGGCCGAUGCCGCUGGCGAGGAGGACUGGACUUCUUCAUCUGCGCAACCCUUAUUAGCCGGGUUCAAGAUGAUCAUAGUCGAUCCUAUCAACUGGAUUCUUGUUGUUGUUGUUUACGGCGCAGCGAGCUCCAUUUCCAUCAACAGUUUCUUUCCAACUGUCGUGGGCAGUCUCGGAAAAGAUCGCAUUACGACACUACUUCUUACAUCACCUCCCUAUCUCCUCGCUUGCAUCGCAUGUGCGGGAGUGUCGUAG